This is a messenger RNA of Phanerochaete carnosa HHB-10118-sp, 215 nucleotides long. RefSeq lists its product as uncharacterized. The coding region runs from base 45 to 209 and encodes 54 amino acids. The transcript has a single exon. The record is from RefSeq and is a predicted model, not a curated record. NCBI's taxonomy places the organism in Eukaryota, Fungi, Basidiomycota, Agaricomycetes, Polyporales, Phanerochaetaceae.
GGGAAGCUGCCCAGACGAAGCAUAGUACCUUCAAAACCGGUGCUAUGGACAAACAUGAGCUCGUGGACCAGUAUGAAUUUGUCUUCGAUGAGAAGCAAACCAUCCAAUUCGUCAUGGAUGCGACGCUGAGCGGGGAAGGCAUGAUGAGUGCGAAGGACAAGCUCCUGCAUCAGCAGAUUGAGGAGGCAGAGCAGCGAGGUAUGUGCUAAACCACA